Messenger RNA from Sander lucioperca (pikeperch), 6886 nucleotides. RefSeq names its product myelin associated glycoprotein (gene mag). The record is from RefSeq and is a predicted model, not a curated record. The coding region runs from base 542 to 2491 and encodes 649 amino acids. The transcript is spliced from 13 exons. Lineage: Eukaryota; Metazoa; Chordata; Actinopteri; Perciformes; Percidae.
GGCGAAGCCUCAGAACAAUGCUGCUACACUGAAGGACUGAUUGUCAUAUGGGAGGAGUGAUGGUGAUGAUGGUGGUGGCGGCAGUGGUGGUGGGGCGGGCAGUUUAUUCUCCACCGUUGGGGCUUGGUACAGAGAGUGGCGAGAGGUCUUGCUGGUAACAGGCUGGUGUGACGCUUUGCAUGUGAGUGUCCAAGUGAAGGCUGCUGGGACUGCUCAUACAGGAACUGCUGAACGCUUGGAGAAUCGACCACGGUCACCUACACAGAAUCAGACAUCUAGGAUUCGGAGCAAGGCGACCAACUCAGGGAGAACAAUCACAACGGGAAGAAGAAGAAGAAGAAGAAGAAGAAGUAGAAGUCAGGACUGAGAGGGAGCAGGAGCCUGGUGCUGAGGCUGGUAUGAGAGAAGAAGGCUGUCAAGCUGUCUGGGUGUGAGUGAGCACCCUCUAGUGGAGCUGCUGAAACGCUGUCCUGCAAAGCUUCUGUCUGUUUCUAACCAUCAGCAUUUCAAGACGUCUAUGGUCCAACGUUGAGCAGAGACCAUGUGGUGUUGGGAGCUGCUCUUACCACUGCUGUUGAUCAUUAAUGAUGUCAGCUGCCAGUGGAACGUUUGGGUACCUCGGGACAUCUCGGCCAUGACCAACUCCUGUGUGGUCAUUCCGUGCACCUUCAUGUAUCCGUCUGGUAUCAGGCCAUACCGUGGCACUCACGGUAUCUGGUACUUUGGCCAGCCGUACCCUCAACUCUUCCCUCCCGUUGUCUUCAAAUCACGCACAGACGUCGUGCACGAGAGCUACAAGGGCCGCACCAAGCUCCUGGGUGACCUGCACCAGAGGAACUGCACUCUGCUCAUCAACAACAUCGGCACAGAGCACUCAGGGAGAUACUACUUUCGUGCUGACCUUGGUGGAGCCAACAUGUAUACGUACCCAGACUUCUCUGAGCUCAAAGUUCUGGAUCAACCCAACAUCGAUGUCCCAGAGGAGAUUGUCAGCGAUGAGAGUUUGGAGCUGACAUGCUACGCUCCAGACAACUGCCCCGACAUGACUCCAGAGAUCCAGUGGAUGUACACCGACUACCUGCCUGACCCAGAGUUCAGCAGUGACUACCUGGAGGAGAGCAACACGGCGGUACUCUCCAGCACCCUCACCUUCACACCCAGACCCAUGCACAACGGGCAGCUCCUGGGCUGCAGGGUCUACUACCCCAACACCACACUGGUCUAUGAGAGGCUCAUCUCGCUGGACGUCAAGUAUGCUCCACGCUCUGUUUGGGUGAACGUGUCCUCUGAGGUGAUGGAGGGCAGUUCUGUGAUGCUGCACUGUGAGGUGGACAGUAACCCUCCUCCCAGGAUUUCCUGGAUGUUCGGAGACCAGGAGCUGCUGUGGGACACGGCGUCCAACGUCUCUCUCUCCCUGGACGAUGUGACGCCUGCGCAGGAGGGAAUCUACACCUGCGUUGGGGACAAUGGCUACGGCACCAUGAACACUUCACUGUACCUGGCUGUCAAGUACCCUCCCCGCGAGCCCCUUGUGAACGACUCUAUGACGGUACUAGAGGGAUCCUCGCUGGCCCUGCACUGUAGCACCCAGGGCAGCCCGGCCCCAACCCUCACCUGGCUGAAGGAUGGGGAGCUGGUGGGCACCAUCACCGCCGACGAGCUGUCAGUGUUGGAUAUCGUAGAGAUCACACCGCAGGGAGAUGGGCAGUACCGCUGCCUGGCCGAGAACGAGCACGGAAGAGCCAGUAGCUCCUUCAACAUCACUGUUGAGUAUGCACCGGUCCUUCUGGAGGAGUCAAAGUGCACAGUGGUGAGGGAGGGUGUCCAGUGUGUCUGCAUCGCCACAGGAAACCCAGAACCCACCAUUGAGUUCUACCUGCCUGACCUGAACAUCACCAUCAAUGAAACAGACGGCCGGUACAACUUCUACACUCACACAGACGGACACACUUCCACGGGUAUGAUCAAGCUGCGGGAGAAAGGCGAGCGGGUCGACAACGGCGGACCUGCCGUCAACGUCCACUGCAGCAUCUACAACAUGUAUGGGAGAGAGAGCAUACACCUGGAGCUACAGCAGGAGAAAAAGUACAUGAUGGCAGUAAUAGUUGGCACCAUUGGAGGAGUGGCGGUCAUAGCCUUCAUCAUUGCAGCAGUGAGAUACGUUGGUCACAACAACAAGAAAGAGAAUGGCAACCCUAGGCAGGACGUGGUCCUGGAGAACCCAGCUUUGUACUACAGCGCAGUCAAGAAGGACAAACAAAAUCUGAGGAAGAAAGUGCUUAAGACAGAGCUGUUGGGCUCAAAGUUUAACUCCAUUCUAGAGGAGACUACGGGAGAAGACGGGGAUUAUCAACCUGCGGGCUCUAUGGCAGGACUGGAGAAGCAAGAGCUGAAUUACGCUGCUCUGGAGUUUAUCGGGGCCAGGUCCAGGGAGGGGGCCUCAGGGAGGGGGGAUGAUGGCAGCAACUACACGGAAAUCAAAGCCAAAUGAAUCGCGAUCCUUCCCUGAUCCCUCGGCUAUGCAAGACGCAGUGGCAGCCCCAACACAUGUCCUGUCUCAUAAACUGUGUAAUAACCCUCCUUCCUCUACUGGAUUCCAUCCUGCAUAUGACUCUUUUUUUCUCAUUUCUUCAGAUUUGUCACAUAUAAUGUUGAUGCCACUACUCCCUCCCAGCCUCAAGCUGCCCCUUCUCCAUCGGACGCCCCUUCACAUGCCAUCAUUUGGGAAAACUGGUACUUUUUUGGGUCGGAGCAUGACCAACUGGACAAUGUAAAAGGAAGUAUGUUAGCCUCAGUUGUAGUACAUGGGCUCUAAAACAUGCAGUGUUAACCAGCGACCAUGUUUUUUGUUGCUUUCUCCAUGUUCUCCAUUGUGAUUGUCAAUGUUAUUGUCAAAAGACAGACAUCUGAGUGCUCGCAUCCGUCUCACUAUUUGCUCUACAUCUGUGUCUUGUAACUGUCACUGUGUCUACUGCCAGUCGAAGCAUCAGGGCAAGGAGUAACUGCACUUUUUGUUCCCUUAUAUUUAUGUGUCUAUCAGCAGAGAGCAAACCUCUCUUCUCUCCUUCCUUUGGUUAAUUACGUCCCGAAAAGAUGAGUGACUGAGGCUAGAGAUGGAAAUGCAUCUUAGCAUCUUAUUUACACGUAAUUGUAUUUAAUGUGUGCUGUGACUCGGUAGCCUCUCAAAAAAUGAAGAAAUGUCACUAUCACUUUUGAUAAUAAUUGAAGAGGUUUUGUAAAUUCAAGUGGUACACUGUCCAGUUCUGAAAAAUGCCACAACUUCUUUCCAGUAUUUUCCAGUUAAUUGUAGAAUUUGUUGAGAUUUUGGGUGAAUUUCCUUCACUGUGGCCAAAAUGUCUGUCUCAUCUUCUACUUCUUCUCCUUAAAGCAUGGAUUCUAGCUCUCUGAUUGAUCUGGAAAGUACAGACCUAAAGCACAACAUAUUUGAGCGCGAGUGGCAGAAGUGUUAUCUCAUUUAGACAAUGUGCGUGUUUGUAUGCGUGUGUGUGUUCGAAUUGUGCUGAAAGAUCAUUGAUCACUGGGGUCUUUGGGAAGUCCGAGCAUCACUUCACUUGAGAAGUUGAUGCUUUUUUCUCACAUGGUUGCAUCAGAUGUUUGAAUGACAAAAAGUGAUGCUGACUAGCCAGCUGGUUGUGCUAUUCAAAGACAUUUGAUGAACCUGUGAUGUAAUAUCAAAGCACACUAAUUGUCUAACUUGAUAAUGAUGGUGUCAAUAAUAUAUAUAUAUUAAUAAGACGUAUAUUGAUAGGGAAUGGAUGUCAGUAUGUACAGUAAAUACCCAACAUGACUGUUUUGCCAACAGGCACUUAAAGUAUGGAUACAAGCCAGUGUGAGAAGUAUAUACAUUCUAUCUUGUCACACAUCAUUCAAAUACAUUUGACUGAACAUUGUCUUAAUAUGAGCUUGGUGAAUAGUACCAACAUCAACCUACUGUGCACUAUAGUCAAAGUCAAAUCCGAGGCUGUGUUUACAUGCAGGCAGUGGCCUUCUUAUUGACUGUAAUUGAGGCAGAUUUAAAGUACAAUACCAGCUGUGUACUUUUCUAUUAACCCUUGAAAGGGAACUACAGCAAAAGCAAAGAUACAGGGGCCGAGACAUCCAGACUUCUCCCAACCCACUGUAUUCCACAUUACCCACAGAGCAACCAAUAGCAUCUUUUUUUUAGGCCCUCCAUGCCUGGUAUUGGCCCAUGUCUUUCAAAACCCCAUGCGCCUUUUUUGUAACUCUGUAUUUUCUCAGACUUUACAAAGCAGAGUUGCAUUAUAGGAGGCCAUUAUCCAACUGUUUUCACAUUCUGAGCUGUACUGCCCAUGACAAAUACCUGACCUUUAUGUCAGUAAGUCAGUGGAGUAUCCCUUUCAUUUAUGUGAAUAGUCUCAACCCACCAAUGAAGCCAUCACUGUGCUUCCUCUGCUUCUUCCACUUUGAAUCACAUCUUGCAUGUCCCACGUCUCUGUUUCUCUCACAACUCAUUGACACACUGCAGCCUUAACUUACUAACAUAGUCUGCCAUUUUAAAUAAGACAACAUUUAAUCGUUUGAUUGAUAUUUUAAAUGGGUCUACUCACUUUCAUUCAAUGUAGGGAAAAUGCAAAUAGAUAUUUACUAUGUAUUGUAUGUUGGAUUGUUUUAAUAAUGUGUCAUAAUACAGUGACCACUUUUGGCGUCUAAAUGAAUCAUGCACAACAAUUACCUUUUCUCUGCAAGAAACAGUUUUUAAAAUACUGAAGGUAGCGGCUGCAGUUUGACUUUAAACAUAAAUUAUGCAACUUGUCCACUGAUUUUCUCCACCUAAACAAACAUUUUUACUCUGUAUGUAUUGAUUUUGAUAGAGUGCUCAAGUGGACACUAAAAUCUAGCUAGAGAUGUGCAAUGAUCUCUUCUUGAAGACUUAAAUUACUUUUGAUACACAUGCUCUGACUAAGGCUUUAUAAAUGUAUGUUAUAAAACAACACUGCACUUUGGCAGUCUCAUUUAAAAUGAUGGAUUAAGUUCAUCAAGGCAGCAGUGUGUCUAAGAGCUGUUUCUAAUUGGUUUUACAAUCAGCAGGAGUACAAAACACAGCAAAGGCCUCUCACUGUGGCAACUCCAUAUAUGGGUAGACUGUUCAUGGGCAGCAAUGGCAAUAUGAAAACAAAAUUACACUAGGAGUACUUCAGUUUAAGCUGUUCAAAUGAACCUAAUAAAUAAAAAAUAAUAAAUCUCUCUCUGCCAAAAGCCCAGUUUGAAUAAACCAUGUUGAUGAAGCCUUGGGUUCUCUAUGAAGCAGGGCAAAGAAAUACAAUGAGGAAAAGGUGUAUAAGAUCAUUUUUCAUACCCAUUAUGCUGUGCAGUGUGUAAACUACACAUGAAAGAAGUGAGAUCUUGCUCACCAGUGUUGGUGGUAAUGUAUUACAAAGCCAUGCAUUGUUACAAUUGUUCACCUGCAGCUGAGUGAAGGCAUCACCGUCACUACUUUAGUAGUCACAUUACAGUUACUGUUGUAACAUACAAGUUGCUGCAGGUUUUUCAUUUUCAACAUCUUUUACCUCUUUAUUGACACAAUAUCUUUGGGAAGCAUUCAUUUGUCUUAUCCAGCCUCAAGUCAUGUAUGAGGUAUUGAAAUUGAACAUGUGUUAGUGCACACAAAUGAGCCAACUUGGUGUUACAUUUGACUGAAGAAGUCAGAAUUAAAUACUGGAGAUUGUUUUUAAACCUGAGCAAAUCUAUUACAUACCACUACAAAAUGUAGUGGUAUGUAAUGCAAUAAGCUAGGUAUAGGGGGUUUUGAGCAGAUUAACACACUCCAAGCCAAAACAGGUUAAAAAUGCAGUUCUCUGUGCAUGUUAACAAAGCUUUUGUCAUCCAGCUAUUCUGACUCAGAUUUGCCUUUUAUUAAGACAUUGUUCUGUUGACUUAAUGAUGGAUAUGCUGGCCAGCAUUCUUAAAUUGCCUGUAUGCACAAAGUCAAUAACCACUUCCUGUCUUUGAAUGCCUCACAGUUUUUAUUUAUUUUUUAUUAAAUAUUUUUGAAAAAGUAGAAAUAUCAAAUAUGUCGUACCUAAUCUUUUGUCACAGUGUGUUGUAAAGCAAAUUUGUCCUAUACUUUGUUGUGAUCAUAAUUAUCAUUAUGGAGAUUUUUCUCUUCUACACAUACUGUAUGAUUGACACAAUAAUCAAGAUCAGGGUUUUGCACUGUUACUUAAUGACAGUAGGAUUUCUGCAAUGAUGUAGUUUGCUUGCUCUUUUAUUUUAAACAUGUCUUUCAUGCCUCAAGCAAAUUCAUCUGUCUUCAGUUCCACGCAAACAAAAAUAAAAUAAAAACAAAACGAACUGGAAACAGUUGAUUAUUGAUAGAAAACAAACUGUGAACUGUCUGUUUCUCAUGCUGUCUCUUUUCUUUCUUUUGAAAAGCAACAUCACCAUAAUGAAACUGUGUGCCGUGCUCUUUUUACUUUUUAGUUUUACUUCUUUGGUUAAGUGAACAAAGCUAAACACAAAAAUGGUUGAAUACAUCUCUUAGAUAAGGUGAGGCUGCUUUCUUGAUUAAAAGCAGAGAAGGGGAAGGAAAAGAGAAAGAGUCAGAGUCCCUCAGCAGAUCACUGUGGAGAGAAAAAAAAAUAAGGCAGAGAGGGGUAAAACAACUCGUAUCUUAUAAAUGUAUUUUUGAGUGGAAUAAUAAUUAUUUAAUGUAUCCGUGUUGUUGUUGAGCUGUUCAUAUAGCAACUUGUGUUACAAUAUUAUGUAUAGUACAGUAAAUGGUUUUGUCUCAUAGAUGUGAAGGAAGUUAAAAUUACUGGGAACACGUGUGAAGGAGAGUGAGACCCUGAAUCUGAUCAGAUUCAGGGUGGUACAAGUUUCCUUCCAUCGCUCAUCAUGUGGACGA